Molecule: messenger RNA, 4822 nt
Organism: Talpa occidentalis (Iberian mole)
Lineage: Eukaryota; Metazoa; Chordata; Mammalia; Eulipotyphla; Talpidae
Gene: COLGALT2
Product: collagen beta(1-O)galactosyltransferase 2
Exons: 12
Coding region: 357-2237 (626 amino acids)
Molecular function (GO): procollagen galactosyltransferase activity
Source: RefSeq, a predicted model, not a curated record
CCCAUUGGCAGACACUGCCACACCUCACAGCUCUGGGGGAAGCCACAGACCUCAGCUGUACUCGCUGCGCCUGGACUAGAGGAACUUUCCGCAGGACUCAGGACAAACAGCUCUACAGACAGACGUGUCUGCGAGCCCCAGCCUCAGAGGCUGCGGCUGCAGGUACCCGGUGCGCACCCGCGUCGGGACGGGCGGCGGCGCCGGCGGGAGGGUGUGCACGGCACAGGUCGGUGCGGGGUGAGCUCACCGCAUCCCCGGCGCCGCUCGCUCCCCGGUCCCCGCCGGCCUGGGGCGCCCUCCGGCAGCCCGGCGCGGCGCUCGCGGCUGGACCUCCGCCGCCCGCCACGGCCCUGAACAUGGCCGCGCGCCCCGCCGCCAUCCUCGCCUGGUGGCUGCUGCUCCUGUCGUCCGCGCUGCUCCGCCGCGGCUGCCCCGCACGCUUUGCCGCCGAGCCAGACUCGGAGGACGACGAAGAGGAGGCGGUGGUUUUCCCCGAGUCGCCCCUGCAGAGACCCACGGUGCUCGUGGCCCUGCUGGCCCGCAACGCGGCGCACACGCUGCCGCACUUCCUCGGCUGCCUGGAGCGGCUGGACUACCCCAAGAGCAGGAUGGCCAUCUGGGCAGCGACUGAUCACAACGUGGAUAACACAACAGAGAUACUCAGGGAGUGGUUGAAAAACGUACAAAGAGCCUAUCAUUACGUGGAGUGGAGGCCGAUGGAUGCACCUGAGUCUUAUCCUGAUGAAAUUGGACCAAAGCACUGGCCAAGCUCCCGGUUUGCCCAUGUGAUGAAAUUACGACAAGCAGCUCUUCGAACUGCGAGGGAAAAAUGGUCAGACUACAUUCUGUUCAUAGAUGUUGACAAUUUCCUGACUAAUCCACAGACACUCAGUCUAAUGAUGGCAGAGAACAAGACCAUCGUGGCCCCCAUGCUGGAGUCUCGGGGCCUGUACUCUAACUUCUGGUGUGGAAUCACUCCUCAGGGCUUCUAUAAACGGACCCCAGACUACGUUCAGAUUAGAGAAUGGAAGAGAUUGGGCUGCUUCCCAGUCCCAAUGGUCCACUCCACAUUCCUAAUUGACCUCAGGAAGGAAGCUUCUGACAAGCUGACAUUCUACCCCCCACACCAGGACUACACUUGGACCUUCGAUGACAUCAUUGUCUUUGCCUUCUCCAGCAGGCAAGCAGGUGUCCAGAUGUACCUCUGCAAUAGGGAGCACUACGGCUACCUGCCCAUCCCCCUCAAGCCCCAUCAGACGCUGCAGGAGGAACUGGAGAACCUCAUCCACGUGCAGAUAGAAGCAAUGAUUGACCGCCCUCCCAUGGAGCCCUCCCAGUUUGUCUCAGUUGUCCCCAAAUAUCCAGACAAGAUGGGAUUUGAUGAGAUCUUCAUGAUAAACCUGAAGCGUAGAAAGGACAGACGGGACCGGAUGUUACGUUCCCUGUACGAGCAGGAGAUUGAGGUCAAGAUCGUGGAGGCUGUGGAUGGAAAGGCACUCAACACGAGCCAGCUGAAGGCCCUGAAUAUCGAAAUGCUGCCUGGAUACCGAGAUCCCUACUCCUCCAGGCCGCUUACCAGGGGUGAAAUCGGCUGCUUUCUCAGCCACUACUCUGUCUGGAAAGAGGUGAUUGACCGAGAGCUGGAAAAGACUCUGGUCAUUGAGGACGAUGUGCGUUUUGAGCAUCAGUUUAAGAGGAAACUGAUGAGGCUGAUGGAUGACAUUGACCGGGCUCAGCUGGAUUGGGAGCUGAUUUACAUUGGUAGGAAGAGGAUGCAAGUAAAUGAACCAGAGAAAGCUGUGCCCGACGUGCUGAACCUGGUGGAAGCUGACUAUUCCUACUGGACACUGGGCUACGUUCUCUCUCUGGAGGGAGCACAGAAGCUGGUUGGAGCUGAUCCUUUUGGGAAGAUGCUGCCAGUGGAUGAAUUUCUGCCAAUCAUGUACAACAAGCAUCCUGUAGCUGAGUACAAGGAGUAUUACGAAUCCAGAGACCUGAAGGCCUUCUCCGCAGAGCCCUUGCUCAUCUACCCCACACACUACACCGGCCAGCCGGGGUACCUGAGUGACACGGAGACCUCCACCAUCUGGGACAAUGAGACAGUGGCCACCGACUGGGACAGGACACAUUCAUGGAAGUCUCGGAAACAAGGCCACAUCCGCAGCAAUGCCAAAAACACAGAGGCCCUGCCUUCACCCACCUCCCUGGACACGGCGCCGUCGCGGGACGAGCUCUGAAAGCUGCGGUGCUCAGAGCUCUGGCUUCUCUCACGGCUGUCCAUGUGUGUCCGGUUUCUCUUACUGGCCACAGUCAUCUCGCCAGGGCUGUCUAGUGUGACUGAUCAAGAUAAAUAUGUUUUGACUGGGGAGGAGAACAGGGAAAAGAAACUCAAAUUUCCUAGGAUUAUUAGAAGAUGGGCUUAGUAGCAACCAUUAGAUACACUUCAAUCCAGACACCUAGUUGGGCAGAGAACAGUUGGAUAUGCUGCCCAUGUUAUGGGUCAACAUUAUGGCUCAGAAACUCGCCCAAGGAGAGGGGCUCCCCAUGCUGCUACAUCAGUAAAUUGUAGGCCAGCCAACCGGCCAACUGGACCCCAAAUGUUAGUCUGUUGGGUCCAUCAUCUGUCCGAGAUGUGCCCUUGAAACUUGUGUACGUGACAAGUUGGGGAGGGAGGUAAAUCAAACUGUUGAAAAUCAAAUUAAUUGGGCUUUUUAUUUAAAGGAAUUCUGCCUUGAGCCUUAUUGCAGAGAGGGUUUUUUUAAUCUUGGUUCUUGUUAGCCUACAGGGAUGGGUGUUUGGGUCUGUCUGAGGCUUGGCCUUGACUAUCGUGGCAGUUCCAGCUCUCGUAAGGAGAUGUCCAGAUUGCCGUGUGGGUGUAGUAAGUAGAUCCUUGAGGGUUUGUGUAGAUAUUUGAGGACAAAACUGAUACUCUGGCCAUUUUCACUGUGGCCUCUUGAGUUAGGAUGCUCUAUUUAUAAAGAUAAGUUAAUAUAUUAGGGGAUGAGCUGAUGUGUGAACACUGUCUUAGAUCCCUGUGCUGCCAGCAAGCGUCUGAUCCCCCACCCGAACCCCCACCCCCACUCCAACCCCAGCUCCAGCUACAGGUGUGAGUCUUAUGAGUCAUUGUUGAGAGGCAGAACACACUUUCAGGCCCACAGCUGUCCUUGCCUGGGCCUUCCAUUCUAUUCUGAUUUAUUUAUUUCACAAAAUGUGGGGAAAACAGAUAAGGCAGAGAAACACAUGUGCCCUGGAGAGCGGUCAGUGUAGACAUGUCAGCUCAAUGCUCAGGUUCUCUGGUGUUUCCCAGACUAAUGUUUGUGGGAGACCUGCUAAGUGGGAGAUUCUAACACCACCUGGAAACAAUGACACUCCAUUUUAGAUGCACGUCCUUGUCAACAGCAAUGGCCGAUGGCUGAUUCAGACCAACAACCAGGAAGCAAUCUGGUUUGUGUUCUCACACCUGCGUGUGGUAAAAUUGCCUCCAGAAAUAUCCUCCCCGAGUGUCUGGUCCACACAAUCCCUCUGUGUCCUUGGUGUCGGCUCCACAGGCCCAACAACAACCUGAUAAGGCUUUGGAGCUGGACCCAGGGGCAGGUGGCUGUGGGCACCUAACUGAGUGCUCCCUCAAUAAGCAGAAGGGGAAGAGAAUGAUCCAAGAGGGUGAUCCCUAUGACUGACAAGAAAUUAAUUCACUGAGGAGUUAACUGAUGUCAAAGGGAGAAUUAAAAUGAGGCUGGUCAUUUGAUAAGAAAAUAGCAAAUUGUGGGCCUGGCUGCAAGAGGAGGCACUUGGUCUCCACUGUACCUCAGCCUCCCCAUUCCUUGUCUUAGCAUUGAUGUUCUUCCCCAUCGACUGACAAGCCAGGAGCCUGAGAAAAGGGAUCUUGGCCUGCUCUGAUUUUUAUUGCAUAGACAUAGCUGUCAGAGUUUGACUCUUUCUAGAAAAACCGAAUUAACAUCUGCAUGAGGAGCUAGUAAAAAAAACCCUUCAGUGAUUCCUAAGGUUUCCUUGGGAACUUGUAUUUUGUUUGCAUAUUUGAGUGUGUGCAAGUGUGUGUGGCUUUCAUGAUAUUUUUCAGGGGUGGGAGGUGGUGGGGGUACUGGGGUGGAGGAAGACUGAGUUGAUUUCUGUGUGGGUUUAUUUAGUAGAGAACAUUUUUUUCCUUUUCCCCUGUCAGCUGGUCUGAUGGGUUUAUGAAGUCUCAUUCUUAAAAGAUGUUGGUCUUAGAUUCUAGAAUUUUCGAUGAGGACUGUUCUACUGUGAAUAAAGUUCUGGCUAUGUCAGCCCGGCCUUGGCUUCUCCCUGCUGGUCUGGAACGCCACACAAUGCUCUUGGGUUGUGAACUUUGUGAAUUGCAGGCCUGCCUUUCCUUAAAAGCCACCUUUCAGCAAUCCUGGGGGUCCUUGACCUCAUUAUUCUUCCUGCCUUCUGUCUAGUCUUAAGACAUUUGACCUGCGCAGUAUCAGAGACUGCUUCCAGCCAGGCUGUCUGCCUCUGGAAGUUGAACCCCAUCAGGAUUCCCCAUCUGGGUCCUAUAUGGAUCUUGAGGUCCCAGGUGGGAUCUCUGGACAGAUGACACCAACUUUGGCAGUGCUGGUUCUAAGUGGGGAAGCAGCACCUACGCUUUGCAGAGGACACACUGCACAGGACUCUAUUUGGGUCCUCCGGGACCCACUGCAGGAAGUCAGAAGACUAGAAAGUGCCGGCAUCCCAGCACCCUACUGCCUCUGUCAUGCUGUGUCCUUCAGGGUGGGGAAGUGGUAAACUACUUACUUGCCUUCUACAGCUUUGUGUGAAAAUUAAAAAAAAAAGAAGAUGAAGA